Malus domestica (apple) is the source of this 1082-nucleotide messenger RNA. Its product is annotated as G-type lectin S-receptor-like serine/threonine-protein kinase At1g11410. Gene Ontology annotation, biological process: recognition of pollen. The record is from RefSeq and is a predicted model, not a curated record. Lineage: Eukaryota; Viridiplantae; Streptophyta; Magnoliopsida; Rosales; Rosaceae.
UAAUGGAGUGGAGCUUUCUAGCUAGGAUCAGUUUGACUGGAAGUUGUGGGUGAGUUGACCGUAGCAUCAACGACUGGAGCUCGCCCAUGAGCUGUUAGCAUUACUCAAUCUCCAAAAUAAAAAAUCCAACCUUUCUGGCUUUUUGUUUCUGCUUGCCAUUAAAAGAAGCAACCUUUUUAGCACUUAAACUCCUCAAUGAGAAACUAACCAUGAAUUCUACUAAAUUAUUUUUUGUCAUAAUUAUAUUGCUUAUCUUCCUCGUGAUUCUUCCCUCUUCCCUUUCGGUUACCCUAGACGCCAUUACACCAAACCAACCCCUAAGAGAUGGCGACGUUCUUCUAUCCACCACUGAAAUCUUUGCACUAGGGUUUUUUAGCCCAGGGAAUUCUCAUAAUCGUUAUGUUGGAGUUUGGUACAACAAAAUUCCAAUCCAAACCAUCGUCUGGACUGCAAACAGAGACAACCCCGUAAUUCCUAUUGCUGGAGCUGGGCUCUUAGCUAUUCUUGGAAAUCAUGGAGGCCUUGUUAUUUAUGGGAAGGACCGAAGUACCCCUCUUUGGUCUGCUAAUGUCACAGUCUCUUCGCCAAACAAUUCCGUAAUAGCCAAACUUUUGGAUACAGGAAAUCUUGUAUUGCUUGAGAAUAGUGGUAGUAGCCAAAGGAUGCUGUGGCAAGGCUUUGAUUACCCCUCAGAUACACUGCUUCCAUUAAUGAAGAUUGGGCUGAACCGGCGGUCGGGGCUGAACUGGCUCCUAACAUCUUGGAAGUCCCACGAUGAUCCCAGAUCGGGGAAUUUUUCGUAUGAGAUUGACCCAACCGGGUUUCCACAGUUCAUUGUUUACAAGGGUCGAACCAAAUGGUUUCGAGUCGGAACUUGGACCGGCCAGAGAUUGAGCGGGGUCCCCGAAUACACACCUAGUAGUUUCCGCAGCUUUGUGAACGAUACAGAUGAGAUAUAUACAGAAUAUACUGUUACAGAUGGCUCAGUACUCACAAGGGGGGUGCUAGAUGAAUCAGGAAUUUUUCAACGGUUCGUAUGGCGGGGUCAAGAAAACAAAUGGGUCGAAGGAAGUUUCUGUUAG